GGGUCCGACGACCUCAGCCUGCCGCGGUCCGGGUCGGCCGCGGCGAUAGGUUGGGUGGCCUGGGAGCGGCGCUAGCUCACGAUGUGGGGUAGCGAUCGCCUGGCGGGCACGGGUGGAGGCGGGGCGGCCGUGACGGUGGUCUUCACCAACGCCCGCGACUGCUUCCUCCACCUGCCUCGGCGCCUCGUAGCCCAACUACACCUGCAGCAGAAUCAAGCUAUUGAAGUAGCCUGGUGUCACCAGCCUACAUUCUUGAGCUGGGUGGAAGGCAGGCAUUUUAGUGACCAAGGUGAAAAUGUGGCUGAGAUUAACAGACAUGUUGGUCAGAAACUUGGACUUUCAAAUGGGGGACAGGUGUUUCUCAAGCCAUGUUCCCAUGUGGUAUCUUGUCAACAAGUCGAGGUGGAACCCCUUUCGGCAGAUGACUGGGAGAUACUGGAACUGCAUGCUACUUCCCUUGAACAGCAUCUUCUAGAUCAAAUUCAAAUUGUUUUCCCAAAAGCCAUUUUUCCUGUUUGGGUUGAUCAGCAAACUUACAUAUUUAUCCAAAUUGUUGCAUUACUGCCAACUGCCACUUAUGGAAGGCUGGAAACUGACACCAAACUCCUUAUUCAGCCAAAGACACGCCAAGCCAAAGAAAAUAAAUUUUCAAAAGUAGAUGAUGGUCAUGGAAAAUUUCAUAAUUAUGAAAGAAAUCAAGAAGGAAUGACAAAAGAACUGCAAACCAACCAACUUCAGUCAAAUACUGAGGGAGUCCCUGGGUCUAAUAGAACAGAUUCAGAGAUUACAUUUGACUCAUCAAUACCCAGCUUAUGGACUCUGAUAGGAAGUAUUUUUUCUUUCAGAUCUGAGAAAAAACAAGAGACAUCUUGGGGUUUAACUGAAAUGAAUGCAUUCAAAAAUAUGCAGUCAAAAGUUGUUCCUCUAGAUAAUAUUUUCAGAGUAUGUAAAUCUCAGCCUCCCAGUGUGUUUAAUGCAUCCAGAACUUCUGCAUUUCAGAAGCACUGUGCCAUUCAUGUAUUUCCUUGGGACCAGGAAUAUUUUGAUGUGGAGCCCAGUUUUACUGUGACCUAUGGAAAGCUAGUUAAACUGUUUUCUCCAAAGCAACAGCAAAAUAAAACAAAGCAAAAUGUCCUGUCACCUGAAAAAGAGAAACAGAUGUCAGAACCACUAGAUCAAAAACAGAUUAGCUCAGAUCAUAGACAAGAAGCUGGUAAGACCUGUGUGCUAAAAGUAGUCUGGAAUGGACUUGAAGAAUUGAAGAAUGCCAUAAAAUACACCAAAAAUGUAGAAGCUCUCCAUCUUGGGAAAGUCUGGAUUCCAGAUGACAUGAGAAAGAGACUAAAUAUAGAAAUGCAUGCUGUAGUCAGAAUAACUUCAGUGGAAAUAAUCCCUAAAAUUCCAAGAUCUCUAAAACUACAACCUAGAGAGAACAUACCUAAAGAUAUAAGUGAAGAACACAUAAAAACUGUGUUCCAUUCAUGGCUACAGCAGUCCACUACCACCAUGCUUCCUUUGAUAAUAUCAGAGGAAGAAUAUAUUAAGCUGAUAAUUAAAGACGAAUUGAAGGAGUUUUCUCUGAAUAUAGUUCAUUCUUGGGAAAAAGAUAAAGCAAAAAAUAUUUUUCUAUUGAGUACCCAUCUGCUGCAGAAGACCACAAUACAAGUCCUUCUAGAUCCUAUGGUAAAAGAAGAAAACAGUGAGGAAAUUGACUUUAUUCUUCCUUUUUUAAAGCUGAACUCCUUGGGAGGAGUGAAUUCCUUAGGCAUGUCCUCCAUGGAGCACAUCACUUACAGCCUUCUGGGGCGCCCUUUGUCUCGGCAGCUGAUGUCCCUUGUGGCGGGACUUAGGAAUGGUGCCCUUUUACUCACAGGCGGAAAAGGGAGUGGAAAAUCAACUUUAGCCAAGGCAAUCUGUAAAGAAGCAUUUGACAUAUUAGAUGCACAUGUGGAAAUAGUUGACUGUAAAGCUUUACAAGGAAAGAGACUUGCAAACAUACAGAAAACUCUAGAAAUGGCUUUCACAGAAGCAGUAUGGAGGCAACCAUCUGUUGUUGUGUUGGACGACCUUGAUCUCAUCGUUGGACUGCCUGCCCUUCCUGAACACGAGCAUAGUCCUGAUGCGGUUCAGAGCCUGAGGCUUGCUCAUGCAUUGAACGAUAUGAUAAAAGAGCUUAUUUCCAUGGGAAGUUUGGUUGCACUGAUUGCUACAAGCCAGUCUCAGCAUUCUCUACAUCCUUUACUUGUUUCUGCCCAAGGACUUCAUAUAUUUCAGAACUUCCAACAUAUUCAUCCUCCUAAUCAGGAGCAAAGAUGUGAAAUUCUGCUUAAUGUAAUAAAGAAUAAGCUGAACUGUGAUAUGAACAAAUUCACUGAUCUUGACCUGAAACUUAUAGCUAAAAGAACGGAAGGAUUUGUAGCUAGAGAUUUUACAGUGCUUGUAGAUCGAGCCAUUCAUUCUCAUCUCUCUCAUCAGAGUAUAUCCAGCAGGGAAGAAUUAGAUUUAACAACGCUAGACUUCCAAAAAGCACUCAAAGGAUUUACUCCUGCAUCUCUGCGAAAUGUAAACCUGCAUAAACCUAGAGACCUGGGCUGGGAUAAGAUUGGUGGAUUACAUGAAGUUCGGCAGAUACUAAUGGAUACUAUCCAGUUACCGGCCAAGUACCCAGAAUUAUUUGCAAACUUGCCUAUUCGACAGAGAACAGGCGUACUGUUGUAUGGUCCUCCUGGAACAGGAAAAACCUUGCUGGCUGGGGUAAUUGCACGAGAGAGUGGAAUGAAUUUUAUUAGUGUUAAGGGGCCAGAGUUACUCAGCAAAUAUAUUGGAGCAAGUGAACAAGCAGUUCGUGAUAUUUUUAUUAGAGCACAGGCUGCAAAACCCUGCAUUCUUUUCUUUGAUGAAUUUGAAUCUCUUGCUCCUCGAAGAGGUCAUGAUAAUACAGGGGUUACUGACAGAGUAGUUAACCAGUUGCUGACUCAGUUGGAUGGAGUAGAAGGCUUACAAGGUGUUUAUGUAUUGGCUGCUACUAGUCGUCCCGACUUGAUUGACCCUGCCCUGCUUAGGCCUGGUCGACUAGAUAAAUGUGUAUACUGUCCUCCUCCUGAUCAGAUAUCACGUCUUGAAAUUUUAAAUGUUCUCAGUGACUCUCUACCUCUGGCAGAUGAUGUAGACCUUCAGCAUGUGGCAUCAGUAACUGAAUCCUUUACUGGAGCUGAUCUGAAGGCUUUACUCUACAAUGCCCAGUUAGAGGCCUUACAUGGAAGGCUACUCUCAUGUGGACCCCACGAUGGAGGUUCCAGCUCUGAUAGUGACCUAAGCCUGUCUUCAAUGGUUUUUCUUAACCACAGCAGUGGCUCUGAUGAUUCAGGAGGAGAUGGAGAAUGUGGCUUAGAGCAGUCUCUUGUUUCUCUAGAGAUGUCUGAGCUGAUUCCAGAUGAAUCAAAAUUUAAUAUAUACCGGCUCUACUUUGGAAGUUCUUAUGAGUCAGAACUUGGAAAUGGAACCUCUUCUGAUAUGAGCUCACAGUGUUUGUCUGCACCAAGCUCCAUGACUCAGGAUUAUCCUGGAGUUCCUGGGAAAGAGCAGUUACUUACACAACCUCCAGUGUUCAGGACAGCUUCACAAGAGGGUUCCCAAGAACUUACACAAGAACAAAGAGAUCAACUGAGGGCAGAUAUCAGUGUUAUCAAGGGCAGAUACCGGAGCCAAAGUGGAGAGGAUGACUCCCUUAACCAACCAGAACCAAUCAAAACCAGUCUGGCUAUUAGUCAAUCUCAUUUAAUGACUGCACUUGGUAACACAAGACCGUCCAUUAGUGAAGAUGACUGGAAGAAUUUUGCUGAGCUGUAUGAAAGCUUUCAAAAUCCAAAGAAGAGAAAAAAUCAAAGUGGAACAACUUUUCGACCUGGACAGAAAGUAACUUUAGCAUAAAAUAUACUUCUGAUUUUUUUUUUUUUUGGAUGGGUUGUCACUAUGUUGUAACAAUGGGUUCUGUAAAUUUCUUUUUAAUUUAACAAAUCAGGUUAAUUUAUAAAAUCACAGAUGGGGAAAUACUGUGAUUAUGUGAUGAUCAGGAUUAUUUGAGAUUACUACUAUAUAAUAAAUUUGGGUAUUUAUAACA
Choloepus didactylus (southern two-toed sloth) is the source of this 4120-nucleotide messenger RNA. It is a transcript of the gene PEX1, whose product is annotated as peroxisomal biogenesis factor 1. Lineage: Eukaryota; Metazoa; Chordata; Mammalia; Pilosa; Megalonychidae. Gene Ontology annotation, cellular component: cytosol; peroxisomal membrane; peroxisome. The record is from RefSeq and is a predicted model, not a curated record. The transcript is spliced from 24 exons. Gene Ontology annotation, biological process: protein import into peroxisome matrix. Bases 82 to 3930 code for a protein of 1282 amino acids. Gene Ontology annotation, molecular function: ATP binding; ATP hydrolysis activity.